CCAUCUCGCUCGUCUCGUUUCGGUUCCCUGGAAUGGGUUCGGAUGACAACUGGAAUCCAACCCCAUCACUACCACCAACCCGCCUCUCUCCAUCCUGCAAUAUUGCAAUCUCUUUUGAUCCUUUUCUUUCUGCCUCACCGCUUUCUAUCCGCCUAGCCUCUCACUGAGCCGUCACCUGGUCUAGACCUAUUUUACCCCUGGCGACCAUCUCCUCGACGAACCAUACGUCUUUGAGGCUCUGCGCACUCUACUCGACACCACCUGACAAUCAUAAUCGCCCUUUGAGGCACCGCAACAAUGCUGUUCAAACCAUUGGCCCUCUUGGCCGCCUUCGCCCCUCUCGCUGUCUUGGCUGAUAUCGAAUUCACAAGUCCGGCAGCCGGACAGACUCUGCAGCCUGGAACCAUCACCUUUACGUGGAAGGACUCGGGCGAUUCCCCCUCAAUCUCCGACCUGAAAUCAUAUCAACUGUUUCUGUGUGCCGGCGGAAACACGGAUGGCACCUAUGACCAGCUAACCGUCUUGCAAACCAAUGGAGACUUUAGCACUGGUAACAGCGCAUCAGGGAGCAUCGUGGCCAGCAUUGGUGGUAGCACGGCUAAUGCAUACUUCCUCAAGAUGAUCUCUGUCGCCACUGCCGGUGGCACAGUCGUCAACUUCUCCAAGCGAUUCACGCUGAGCGGCAUGACCGGCGUCUUCUCCGCCAACGCUCAGAGCGGCCUCAAAAAUGUCCAGGGUACCAACGGUCCCGACACGCAAAACAACGUCAACAGUGCGGCCACCGCUACUCAGGACGAUGGGCCAUUUGGCGUUCCCUACACGCUGCAGACUGGCCUCACUCGCUACGCUCCCAUGCAACCCCAUCCCGGAACCAAGAUCACUGCAAAGUCGGCAAAACCUCUGUGGCCUACCAGCUCCUAUUCUAUUGCCACGACUUUCAUGGGUCCCCCCACCCAGCUUACUACUCUCACGCAAGCUGCUACUUAUAGUUACUCGAGCAGAGAGAAUCCUGCGUCGCCUGCAGCAAAUCCAUCAGAUUCUUCGAAUGAUGACAUGGCCAAGUUCCUCAACCGGUGGAAGGAUUGAUUUCAACGGGCGUGCUUUCCUCUUUGACGUACCUUUGAUAUCCGAUCCGCCCAUGGCCUCUUAUUUCUGAUUUUCCAAUCUUAACACUUUGCCUCUUUGAUCGUAUUUUCCAGGUUUCAUUUGAUUUCUUACAUGAAUAGUUCUUGCAUGUAAAAAAGAAGAAAAGAGCGCGAAAGGGAAUGGCGUCGUGGCUGCACAAAGGCGUUUGUAUAGUCUUAUUUUUGUUCGCUGGAAUCAUUAGGGCCAUAGAUAGCUCUUGCGGUAAUGAGUUGAUAAUACGCCAGUGGUUGCUACCCACAGCAAUAAGCAAUCUCUUUGAUGCCUUGGU
This is a messenger RNA of Xylona heveae TC161, 1414 nucleotides long. RefSeq lists its product as hypothetical. The record is from RefSeq and is a predicted model, not a curated record. Gene Ontology annotation, biological process: (1->6)-beta-D-glucan biosynthetic process; cell wall biogenesis; fungal-type cell wall organization. Gene Ontology annotation, cellular component: extracellular region. The transcript is spliced from 4 exons. Lineage: Eukaryota; Fungi; Ascomycota; Xylonomycetes; Xylonales; Xylonaceae. Bases 298 to 1086 code for a protein of 262 amino acids.